This is a messenger RNA of Anopheles gambiae (African malaria mosquito), 970 nucleotides long. RefSeq names its product probable chitinase 10. Gene Ontology annotation, molecular function: chitin binding. Bases 265 to 870 code for a protein of 201 amino acids. NCBI's taxonomy places the organism in Eukaryota, Metazoa, Arthropoda, Insecta, Diptera, Culicidae. The transcript is spliced from 2 exons. The record is from RefSeq and is a predicted model, not a curated record. Gene Ontology annotation, cellular component: extracellular region.
AUUGGUUAGGUCUGUCGUAUAUUGCUGUUAUGCAAAUAAAGACACUGAACACCCAAAAGUUGUGACGUGAAAUUAAACAUUGUUAUCUAGCCUCAUGUGUCUCAACAUGGCUUACGUCUGCGGGGUGUUAAUCGUGAGACAUACAAAUUGAAGCUAUAUAAGCAAGUUUGCACUAACAACGUCAAGUUAUUUGAAAGAAUACACUGGCAGACUUAUCCGAACCAUUCAUAGCAUACGCCAAGUGUGACUUUUACUAGCUGAGAAAUGAACGCAGUACGUGGUUUGCUACUGUUGUCAAUAGUUAGUAUGUGUGCUACCCAAACACCUCCGGUUUGUGAUAGCACAGUAACUUCGUUUCACCCCGAUACAACUAAUUGCAAUCAAUACUACACCUGCUAUCAGGGAGUAGCUACACUGCAGUCUUGCCCAGAUCAGAAAUACUUCGAUGCUUCCAGAAGCUUGUGUGAUGUUCCAGAAAAUGUGCCUUGCACUAUCGGGCCUUGCACAGGAAACACCGCACUAAAGGCCGUGGAGAUACCAAAUAUAUGCACCAGUUAUACAUUGUGCGUCGGCGAAACAGCAUAUAACAGAACUUGUGCUGAGGGUACCCUGUUUGAUUCAGCCUAUGGAGAUUGCGUGUUGGCAAGCAACAGUUCAUGUGUUGAGAAUCCUUGUCUUACGACUGAUCCAGCAACAGCAUUACCGGCCACUUUGUAUCCAGUGCUAAGUUCAUGCAAAAAAUAUAUCAUUUGCAAUAAACUAGAUCCUGUGGUGCGUACAUGCGCCGGUGCAGCCGUCUUUAGCCGUACCGUAUCGGAUUGCGUUGAUCCCGCCAGCUAUGUUUGUCCGCCAGGAACUUCCGACGUAUGAACUGAUCAGAAUAGGUGUUUGGGAUUACUGAAAAAAUACUGUUUAUAAAGGAAACAUACCACUUUAUUGAAUAAAAUAAUGGUUCUAUUGUCAUAUCAAA